Molecule: messenger RNA, 2585 nt
Organism: Acanthoscelides obtectus
Lineage: Eukaryota; Metazoa; Arthropoda; Insecta; Coleoptera; Chrysomelidae
Source: the annotation of a GenBank genome assembly
CAACCGGCAUGGCAGCAUGAGUGUUUUGCAUUUUUGAGUAAACACGUGCAGUUUUGGAAAAAGGCAUUUUUUAUUAAACGGAGAUGUCAAGUGGUAUGAUGGAUAGGACUCGUAGGUUGUCGUUGAGUCUGUCCAAUUUUAGCAAAAUUAACGAGCAGUUCCGUGUUGUUUUCGAGCAUGUUUCAAAGAAUAUUCAAUUGAAAUCUGAGAAUAAAGAAGAUUGUUUAUUGAAUUAUAUUGCGCUGGAGUUGCUAGUUAUACCACAGUAUUAUGACACAAUUCAGCAAUACUUCUCUGAAGAGUUUACAUUGCUUGUAGACAAAGCUGUGAAUUGCAAAGAAAUUAGUAAUUUUAGACAUAUAUUGAAUUGCAUCUUGUUGGGAAAUGUCGUGAAGAACCGAAACGAUUUACAAGGCUAUGCAUUGAGGUAUUUUAGUGCCCAUCAGUCACCUUUCGAAAUAAGAGAAGACCAAACAUCAAAAAGAAGAAAGAUGCAACAAAACAUAAAUAUUGAAGAUAUUGAUAUAGUGGAAUCUUCUCUAUUUUUAUUGAGGAGCAAUCCAGAUUUUUAUAGAGCUAAGUGGAACUGGUCUUCAUUUAUUAAGAAGUUUUUCAAUCAUAAAGAGGCUAAAGUUAUAUGGAUUGCAUGCCAUACAUUAGCGGUUUUAUUUGGAAUGAAUGAGUAUCAGUUGAAUAAUGUUAUACUGUCCAAAAUUUCAGAAGAACUUCAUAGAAAUUACUCAUACUUGUUUUACACAAAUCAAACUCUGAAAGAGGGUGAUGUUGCACCUCCAGGUAUAGAUCAAUCUCCAGUAGUACCAAAGCAGCAGAUUCAAUCAAAAGUUGUGAAUGUAUCAGGGAUCUACAUUCCUAGUUUUCAUACUUCAGUAGACUAUGAACAAAACUUAGUUGUGGUUCACUCCACUUACAAUAACCUGAGGAAAAUAGCAUUAGGACUGGCUUCAGGGAAAGCUAUCAUGCUUCAGGGCUCUGUAGGCUCAGGCAAAACCUGUCUAGUGGAAUAUUUGGCUGCAAAGACUGGGAGGAAACUAGGAGAGAAUUUCUUGAAGAUACAGUUGGGGGAUGAAACUGAUAGCAAAAUGUUACUUGGUACUUAUAGAUGCACAGAUGUACCAGGAGAAUUUGUUUGGCAACCAGGAGUUUUGACACAGGCUGUAGUAGAAGGAAGUUGGUUACUCCUAGAAGACAUAGAUUCAGCUAGCAUGGAUAUAGCUUCAAUUAUAACUAGCUUAUUGGAGAAUGGGUGUUUGACUGUGCCUGGUUAUAAAGAUUCAGUACCAAUCACACCUGGUUUCCAACUAUUUCUAACACAGAGGCUAAUCCCAACUCUAUCUGGUUAUCACAAAAAGCACUCAAACACUAUGACUCUCUUGGGGAAGAGUGCUUUUCUAAUAACAGUUGAUCCUCUGUCAUCAAGUGAGCUGAAGCAAAUUUUAGAUAGCCAGUUCCCUCAAUUCAAAACGAUAGCUGAUCGGAUGAUCAGCGUUUUUUUAUUGUUUGUUCCAAAGACUCUGGAUGGUGAUGGUGGACAGAUUUCUGUGCCCAGAAGUGGAAGGCUUAUAUCUACUAGGGAUUUUUUCAAAUGGUGUUCUAGGGCUGUUAUUGAUUUUGAUGUCCAGAGUCAGGCUAGUGCGCUAAAAGUUUUACAGGAUGCAAUUGAUGUUUUUUGCUGUUCAUUCUCAAAUACAAAUGAGGCAUUGGAAUUAGCAAAGCAGAUCAGCACUAAUUUGGGUAUAGUCAAUCAAAAAGCAGAGUAUUUUUUCAAGACAUACAAGCCUGCAAUGCAUUUAACCACGGAUAGUUUAGUGGCAGGUCGAGUGAUGUUGAAAAAAGAAAACAAUGAGUAUACCAGACAGACAAAAUACUCAUUCACAAGGCCAUCUGCUGUUCUACUAGAGAGGAUCAUGUGUUGUGUCAGUCUCAGGGAGCCUGUUUUAUUGGUGGGCGAGACCGGUACAGGAAAAACAUCGUGCGUGCAGUUUUUGGCACACACACUUGGAAAAAGGUUGAUUGUGAUAAACAUGAACCAACAGUCUGACUCAGCUGAUUUGCUGGGAGGGUUCAAACCGGUUGAUUUGAAAUAUGUCAUUGCGCCAGUGCGUAGGGAAUUCGAAGCUGUUUUUUCAGACUAUUUCAAGGUUGAACCUAACAGAAAGUAUUUAGCAAACAUUGCACUUUGUUUUAACAACCAAAGAUGGGGCGAUCUUCUGAAGUUAAUAAACAAAAGCUAUGAAGCAGCUUUAAGUCGCUUAACUAAAUCCAUCCAAGACUUUGAAGCAAAUAAAGUUCAAGAUCACGAAAAGCGCAAACAGUAUGAAAAAAAUAAAACGUUCCUAGAAAGAUGGCAAUGUUUAGGUGAAAAACUGCACAAGUUGGGGGUACAGUUGAAACAGAAAAGCGCCUUAGCAUUUGCGUUUAUAGAAGGCAGCUUAGUCAAAGCUGUUGAGAAUGGGUACUGGGUGUUACUGGAUGAAAUUAAUUUGGCAAAUGCAGAAACACUGGAAUGUUUGUCAGGAUUGUUGGAGGGCUCUGAAGGAUCGCUAUGCUUACUCGAAAGAGGGUGA